CUUUUGAUGUGUCUUCAGAUGGUGUCUUCUACCAAACUGGUGUGCUACUUCACCAACUGGUCCCAGUAUAGACCAGGUGUUGGCAAAUAUCUGCCUGCCAAUGUGGAUCCCAAACUCUGCACACACCUGAUCUACGCAUUUUCAAUAAUUAGCCCUUCUAAUGAGCUGGCACCCUAUGAGUGGAAUGAUGAUGUUCUCUACAAAUCCUUCAAUGAACUCAAGAAUAGAAACCCCCGGCUGAAGACUCUGUUGGCUGUUGGUGGGUGGAACUUUGGAACUACACAAUUUACUAUCAUGACUUCAUCCCCUGCCAACCGCCAGAGAUUUAUCCAGUCUUCUAUCAAAUUCUUAAGACUGCAUGGCUUUGAUGGGCUGGACCUGGACUGGGAGUAUCCUGGAGCACGAGGAAGCCCACUAGAGGACAAGAAGAGGUUCACAGUGCUCUGCCAGGAAUUACUUGCUGCCUUUGAAAAAGAAGCUGCUGAGACCAAAAAAACACGACUGCUGCUAACAGCUGCAGUGGCUGCUGGGAAAGGAAACAUUGACAAUGGAUAUGAGAUUGCUGAAAUCUUAAAGUUCCUAGAUUUUAUAAAUGUCAUGGCCUAUGACUUCCACGGAGCAUGGGACCCUUUCACUGGUCACAACAGCCCUCUGUACCGCAGCUCUUUUGAUCAGGGUGACAACAUCUACUACAAUGUGGACUUUGCUAUGAAAUACUGGAGAGACCAAGGAGCUCCUGUUGAAAAGCUCAUAGUUGGUUUUGCCACGUAUGGGCGCACAUUUCGCACAUCAGCAGGAGCUAACGGAGUUGGAGCAUCUGCCAGUGGACCAGCCUCUGCUGGGCCUUACACACGUGAAGCUGGGUUUUGGUCCUACUAUGAGAUUUGCACUUUCCUCCAAGGCGGCACUGUCCACUGGAUUGAUGAGCAAAUGGUGCCCUAUGCCAUUAAAGGAAAUGAGUGGGUUGGGUUUGAUAACAGGCAGAGCUUUGAAAUCAAGGCACAGUAUUUGAAAGAUCACAAAUUUGGAGGAGCCUUCAUCUGGUCUCUAGAUCUGGAUGAUUUUGACGGACAGUUCUGUGGACAGGGAAAGAAUCCCCUCAUUAGUUACCUGCGCACUCUCCUGGACUCAGAUCUUCUACCGCCUCCUCCUGUAACCACACAUCCACCAGUGAUCACUACGAAUCAUCCCGGCCCAAACUACACCACGACUGCUGCCACUGCUACUACAACUACCACUACCACAACAUCCACCACACCUGUUUCUGGAAGUGAUUUCUGUAGUGGGAAGAAUGAUGGCCUCUACAGAAAUGACAUGGAAGGCAACUCCUUUUAUCAAUGCUUCCACGGACACACAUACCUCCAGACAUGUCCAAUUAAUCUUGUUUUCAGUGACAGAUGCAAGUGCUGCGACUGGCCUUAA
Molecule: messenger RNA, 1422 nt
Organism: Micropterus dolomieu (smallmouth bass)
Lineage: Eukaryota; Metazoa; Chordata; Actinopteri; Centrarchiformes; Centrarchidae
Product: acidic mammalian chitinase-like
Exons: 10
Coding region: 7-1422 (471 amino acids)
Biological process (GO): carbohydrate metabolic process; chitin catabolic process
Cellular component (GO): extracellular region
Molecular function (GO): chitin binding; chitinase activity
Source: RefSeq, a predicted model, not a curated record